Messenger RNA from Gongylonema pulchrum, 2214 nucleotides. The record is from the annotation of a GenBank genome assembly. Lineage: Eukaryota; Metazoa; Nematoda; Chromadorea; Rhabditida; Gongylonematidae.
AUGAACUUCGCAAGUUUCCCGAAUGAGAAGGCCAUGGGCUUCACGUAUUUUCCCACCAUAAAUAAUGGAUGCGUCACCGAUCUUCGUACACUAAGGUAUUGUUCAUUCAUGGAGUGGUGGUGGUGGAAAUAUCAGUCGAAGGCAGCCAAUAUUUCAUCGUUUCAACUGCCACCACUGGCUCCGGCAAAGUGGGCCCCGUUGUCUUCAUCAAAUUCGCCAGUAAUCACCGCAUCAUCCUCGCCGCAUCCCAAUGGUUUUUGCCAGCGGAUUCCGCUGAUUCAGCAAGAGCCGCGGUCGCCGCCAACAGGCCAAAAGUAUCUAAGGAAGUCCACCUUCGCGGGAUCAGUGCUUGCGAGUGCUGCCGCGACCACUCGUACGCCGGUGAUCAGACAUUAUUACUCGCAUCGUCUUCCGCAGCGCGCAACCCUCGUGCCGUCUCCGCUUCAGCAGUCUUCACUUCACGCCGCUUCACUAUUCCCCUCACCCUCCCUAUCACCUUCAGUCCGGUCGAACCCCUCCCCGCGACUUAUUUCACGGAUUUCAAACGGUCAGGUGGUCAGGCCACCGGAACGCUACGGCAUCGGAAUGCCACGUCGCGGUUUUGACAGCAUCCGGCGCAUGCCAAUUGUGGUGAUCCCGCGCAAGCGGAAGUAUAAAAAUUACGUGUCGCGACGACGCAAUACGCAGCUGUUAGCAAGCCUGCGUCGUUGUGCCUCCGAUCCGGUGAUCUAUCGGAGUUUCAAUCAUUGGGAAGGCCUCACAAAACCUUUCACUCCCCUUCACUCUACGGUUGCUCCUGUUGCACCCAUCGCCGAAAUCCCAGAAGUGGGCUCGUUCAGUGACACUCGAAUAGGUGAGGCUGCUGCGUUAAGGCGACGCAUAGAUACCGCCGCAAAAACAAAGGAGACAGUUGCCUCGGGAAAGAACAAGACCGGUACUGGCACAGAACUCCAAAUGAGGCGUCGGGCUGAGGACCAGAGGUUCGCCGCUGCAAGAGGUGCUGCAACGAGCCAAGCGGAAAUUAGUACGAGUUGCUCGGAUGAUGUUAUUUUGGAAAUGGACAAGGCACGGGAAGGACUAGCGGAAGUCGUCCUGAGAGCGCCGACGCCUCCCACAACUUCACGGAUCAGGCCACGGAAUCUGGCCUGUCGGAGCAUUGUCCUGCCCCGGGCAACUGUAGUGGAGCCCGCAGUGUUGAAAAGGCGUUUAUCAUCGGGUCGUUCGAGGCGUGAGGAUGUUGCGGCACUUCGCAAAGAUUUUCGCGAGUAUGUCAAUUUAGCAUCAGUAAGCGAUGACUUAGAUGAGAAAUUGGAAGAGGAACGAACAGCCGAACAAAAGGCACAAAAUACGGUUACAGCUGUUACAGCUGCUUUUUCAACGCUAGCUGUCGAUCCGCCGCUUACCCAGGAACGAGGGGCUGAGGCUGCUGAUACGAGUGCGGCUGCUGCCGGAGGAGGGAAUGGUGCUGCCGCUGUUGCUGCUGGAGUGGCGGGGGACACUGCAACAAAAAGUGGUGCUGAUGAAAAACAGGGACCACUGAGCGGAGCGUCGAAAAUCAUUUCUCCAGAUGACUGCAGUGGCCCGGACAACGGGCAGCGAAAAUCCAGGAAGGAGGUCCCGCAGCUUACAAGUAUCGCACUGAUCCCGCCAUCGCCAACCCAGAAACAACGGAAGCCGGCUGCUGCUACUGCUGUAUCAUUUUCGCAAAGCUCAUUGCUUGCAACACUGCAGCUACCACCGUCCGUGAGCGCUAAAGUGGAUCGAAUCAUUGCGAAUGCUAGUCGAAAGGAGAAGGAGCGACGCUCCAACCAUGCUCCCAUCAAUUCGGUACAGUUUUACGCCGUUCAGUUGUUACUGAGUGAUCGUUCGGACCGACUGCUGCCCGCUUCCUCGUCAAAAUCGCAUCUUACUGCUGCGGGACAGACGCCAUCCAGUUCGGCGACAGCUGUAGUUGCACGGCCGGUGGUCGAGGAUGAUCGCGAUGGGCAUCUCAUCUACAAGGAUGGAGAUAUCAUUCAAGGAAGAUAUGAAAUAGUUCGUACAUUGGGCGAAGGCACGUUCGGCAAAGUGGUGCAAGUGAAGGACGGUGCGCAAAAUGGCCGACAGUUCGCACUGAAAGUGAUCAAGAAUGUGACCAAAUACCGAGAAGCAGCGCGUCUCGAAAUUAAUGUGCUAAAUAAAUUGCAGGAGAAGGAUCCGAAUGGAAAAUUGUAA